AUGAAAGGAAGAGUACGAAUAACAACAAAAACUAUUCAUAUGUUCCAAAUGAAACCAGUCAAAUUGAACGCAUCAUCAUCGUCAUCGUAUAAAAAAUCCUCUGCAGAUGUAUCACGCGAUUGGAGUGAUCAUGCUUUGUGGUGGCCUGAGAAACGAAAAUGGCUAACGCACACUCGUAGCACACUCGAUCAGAUGGGCAUCACUGCAGACAGCCAACUUGAAUUCACACCUCAGCAUAAAAUAGCGAGGUGA
Messenger RNA from Anisakis simplex (herring worm), 252 nucleotides. The record is from the annotation of a GenBank genome assembly. Lineage: Eukaryota; Metazoa; Nematoda; Chromadorea; Rhabditida; Anisakidae.